AUGGGUCGUUCAGGUUAUGACAUCAGUGGUUUCUAUGAGGGUGGUGGUUCCUCCAACCCGAACAAGCAACUAACGCAACAGAAGAAGCCUACAAGUGACGAUCCAACCAUGCCUAAAGAAAGCAAGCCCUCGAAGAAAACCGGAAAGGCUCCCGCCAAACCCUCACCGCCGCCGCAGUCUUCGCCUGGCCCCAGUUCGAGUGCCGGUGGCAGUGGCAGAGCCUCGCAACCUCAACCUCCUGCCAAAGACAAAGGGGACUCCAGAUUCAUCCAAUACAAUUCGUUUGGUUCACAGGUGAACGUGGGUUGCUUUAUCUCAAAGAAUCAACCUCCUCCUCUUCUUCCUCCUCCCGGCGCCAUAGGCAAAGCCGCCAAAGGCAAAGAGAAAAGGAGUCACAGGUUCAGUCCAUUUGCAAGACCUCCCAAUCCUAAAGAGCCGACUUUCUCGGUUGCUCCUCCUCCUCCUCCUCCAGCGCUGCCACCAAUGUCAUUGCUACCGUCUACCAGUAAAGCUGGUGAUCUCUGGGAGUCGGCUAAAAAACUCUCUAUAUCAGGAGGGCCGUCCGCACCGCCACAACCACCACGAGGGGCAGCUCGCGCACCACCACCGCCGAAACCAGUGGAAGCACUUUCCUCCGUACCUCGCCAUCUUGGGGGCUCGAUUCCAGCCGCACAGGCAGUGCAACAAUACCUAGCACAACAACCAUCCCAUCGUGCAGUCCAAUCACAACAACAACAACGAGGACGGGAGCCACCUACCUCUGUCCCACGUAACCGCUGGGCGUUUCGAUCAAGACCAGAAGAUCAACAACCGCUACAACCAAGUUCCUCCUGCGUCGCUGUACCUGUACCAGCUGCCUCCGACCUCGGCCCCCAAGGUCCCGGCACGCACCACGUCGUCCGGGUGAGGGACGAAGCAGCGGGAACAGCGGCCUCUCAGAUGCCAAUCCAUUCCUUCGACUGGGUGUGCUGUUUCUGCCACCGAAACAACAACGAGAUGCAGCACCCCUUGCAGUGCACGAACCCUGCCUGCUUGCACGUGAGAGUUAGAGACAACCGGCCGCCCCCGGAGCGGGGGACGAGAACGACGAGUACAAUGACUUAUAGGCACCAAGCUAGAACGCCGGGGGUAGAGGUCUGUCCGGAUUGCACCGAUGUUGCUUAUACGUUUGUGGUAGGGAGGCGAGAGGCGGUGCCGGUGCCGAAUCUGUUGGGUGCGCCCCGCUGA
Messenger RNA from Sordaria macrospora k-hell, 1227 nucleotides. RefSeq lists its product as uncharacterized. The record is from RefSeq and is a predicted model, not a curated record. NCBI's taxonomy places the organism in Eukaryota, Fungi, Ascomycota, Sordariomycetes, Sordariales, Sordariaceae.